GAACACAAACACUUCCAACAGAAUCUUGGGAUCAUAUAUUUGAGUGUAUGUUUGCUUAAGAAAUCUACUGGAGACAACAACAAGUUGUUUUUCAAGUUUAUCAACAAUGCGAGGGCAGCUCCAGUCUGCUCCAUUGGUCCCGACUCUGUACAUUAUCCCAUUGCAAUAUUUUUGUGCUUCAUGCAGCACGUUCAAUACGAGAAAUCCAAGGGCUUGGUAUUCCUUUCUGACCUGCAAGGUUUGCCAACGCAUUUGAGAGACCCUCAGAUCACAACAUCUCCG
This is a messenger RNA of Mycena citricolor, 282 nucleotides long. NCBI's taxonomy places the organism in Eukaryota, Fungi, Basidiomycota, Agaricomycetes, Agaricales, Mycenaceae. The record is from the annotation of a GenBank genome assembly.